AUGGAUUAUAAUCUGAUUAUAAAUCAAAUUAUUCAAAUGAAAAUACCUAGAAAAGCUGAAGGGAACCAAUGCAUAUAUUGCCUGCUUACUUUCCUAACAUAAAUUGAUUACGCCUAUUUAAUAUUUUUUUAAAAAUUCUUCAAUAAAUUGCAGUUGUUUAAUCAGAAUUAAAAAUAUAUUAUUUACUCUAAAUGCGAGUUAGAAGUACAAGUCUUUGCCUUUUAUUUGUUGGAUUCGCAAACAUUGGGGCGGGCAUUGCAGUAUGUGCUGAAGCUGGAAAUUUUACAUGGUAUAAUGGAGGAUACAUUAUUUUAGGCGUCGUGAUUACUAUACUUGUAUUGAUUUCUCAUUUAAUCAGAAAAUCUCGAAACUGCAUCACCUUCUACAUUUUACUUCUAAGUUUUAGUUUUCUUGGUGAGCUUGGGUUUGCAUUAGGGAUUAUAUUUUAUACAGAUUACUCUAAUGUACUUGGAGAAGGCUACGCAGACGCAGUCAGAUACUCAAUGCUGGCAGCUUGUGGAUUAAUACUUUUAUGUCUUAUUUUCGCUUUAUGCUAUAGAAAUAGCUUGAAUUAUAUAGCGUCUGCACCGCUAUAGCGUGCUUUGGUGCUUGAUUCUCCACAGUAUCUUGGAGCUCUGAGAAUUCACCUCCAAUUUGACAAAUCCUUGCAAAAGUAUAUGUUUCUGCCAAUUUUAAUUGACUUGUUACUUUUAGGUGGCUCGUCAGAGCUCCAAGUUGCUAUGAGAAUCCAACCCCAAAGGCAUGUUAUAAAGGUGUAGACGCUAUAGCUAUUUCAAGAUUAAAGAACAAGAAUUGUUGUUAUAUGGAGCCAAAAUAGAAACUCCAAAAGCAGAUCUUAAAAAGAAAGAGAUGGAGGAUAAGUAUGAAAAGCUAAGAGAGAAGAGAGAUAAAAAGGGAGUUAUUUAG
Blepharisma stoltei is the source of this 927-nucleotide messenger RNA. Lineage: Eukaryota; Ciliophora; Heterotrichea; Heterotrichida; Blepharismidae. The record is from the annotation of a GenBank genome assembly.